AUGGACUUCUUCUCGACUAGCUUUCCCUUAGAUGAUCCUUUGUCAUCCAUAUUUGUUCCGAAUGCCCAUACAUCCGAUGCACUUCACCACAGCACGAAUGUGGGCAAGGAUACUCAGCCACAACAUUCCGUUGGGUCUAGCAUACCAACGUAUGUAGAAGGCUCAAAUAACCAAGCGACUUGGAAUGAUGAUUUAUUCAGCGCUCACGGCGCUACCAUUGACCACGGCGUCCACAACGGUGGUCUAAUCCACAGUGAUCAACUGGCGAACCCUAUGUCUGGACCAUGGAACAGCUACAACAUCGUCGAUACACCCCUUCGUCCUUACAAUGGCGGGGUGCAUUUCGCUCAUCACGACCAAGCGUUUGGGAACUCGUCAAUGACUUUCGGCGAUGGCGCGGCUCCUGCUUCUACCUCCCGCGAGAGCUCCGUUUCCUAUUCAUCCUCAGGCUCUUCAGACUCGACGCCGUCACUCAUGACUCCUCAUUGGAACCAAGCUCCGAGCUUGCAAACUCCGUUUCUCCAGCAACAUGCUCUCUUCAUGAGUACUCCCAUCCCCGAUGUUCAGCAGCCACAGAUGGCGAACAGCUUCAUGGGAUACAACACGGCCGGUACGCAACUGGCUGCGCCAGUACCUCCUGCGCAGAUACAGAACUUCCCCGAACUUCAGUUCCGUUACUACACACGCGAAAAUACCUUGAAUGACGUUUCCCUCUCCGAACCCAGCGCUGCUACGUCGAGUGCAAUUAGUGUUGACAACUCGUCUCCUAUUCCGUCGACGUCGACGUCCGCUACGCCCGCCUCUCAGCCUGCAGGUCCUUCCAGUGCUCGUGAGAAAAUAGACACUAAAGGAAAGGGAAAGGUCGACGACUCCAAGAAGACGGACAACAUUGGUCCUAUACGUCCGAAUAAGCGGACGAGUAAAAAUUCGAAGGUUCCUUGCAAGAUAUCAGACUGCAAGAAACUAUUUCACUGCAAGAAGACGAUGCUGCGACACGUAAGGACCUGGCAUGAGAAGCAGAUAUGGUACUGUCCUGGACUGGAUGCUGUACGCGAUAGUACAAUGCAGAAGUGUAACCACGUAUCCGGGUACGUGCGCGAAGAUUCUUUAAAGCGCCACCUCGGGACAGCCAAGGAAAAUGACCCAUGCCGAAUUGAAGCUAGCAACCUGGGGUGGGAUCCAACAGUUCCAGGGAGCAUCCAAAAGUUGAAAGAGUACCGACCGAGUUGCCUCAAUGGCGAGCUGGCGGAGAAUAUGUGA
Messenger RNA from Fomitiporia mediterranea MF3/22, 1260 nucleotides. RefSeq lists its product as uncharacterized. The record is from RefSeq and is a predicted model, not a curated record. The transcript is spliced from 2 exons. The coding region runs from base 1 to 1260 and encodes 419 amino acids. Lineage: Eukaryota; Fungi; Basidiomycota; Agaricomycetes; Hymenochaetales; Hymenochaetaceae.